Molecule: messenger RNA, 1668 nt
Organism: Naegleria gruberi
Lineage: Eukaryota; Heterolobosea; Eutetramitea; Acrasida; Naegleriidae
Exons: 1
Coding region: 1-1668 (555 amino acids)
Source: RefSeq, a predicted model, not a curated record
AUGUCUUCCAAGCCUAAUAGUAGUAGUGGUAUCAAAAGUGACAAGAUAGCAAUAUAUCAAGCAUGUUUCAUUUCCCCCGAGUAUGAAGAAAAACUAUUGGAAGUGGAUGCAAUCUUGGAGGCUAGAAAGAAAGACAAAUCUAUUUCUAUUGAUGACUUUCUGAAUCAAUCACGUGAUAGAAAAAGCAAGAAGAAAAAGAAGAGUGAAGAUAGCCUUCUAAUGGAUACUGAGGAUCUAAGAAAGUUAUUUGAUGUAAUCAAGAAGAAGGCUGACAUUGGAAACGAGGAUAACUCGUUCACUAGUAAAGGAAAAAGGGAAAAGGAAGAAAUCAUUAUCAACCUAUUAGCUGGUAAUGAAAAGGCUUUGAAUGUGUUUCGUGACAUCCUCUCGGAAUGCAAAAAGAAUAUAGUUGCUCACAACAAUAGAUUUGUCAAAAUUGAGCCAAUUUGGCAGGUUGGUGUUGCUGUAGUUUUGACAAGCAAAUUCAAAGAUGACUAUAUCAAUAUUGGAUUUGGUAAUUUGAAAUCUGUACCAGUUGAGGGAAGUGAAAUAGUCCAAGUAGAAAUUAGACAAAUUCUUGAACAUGCUGAACAAUUUGUAAAUGGUGUUGAAAUAGUUACGGGAAGUAUUAUUGAUUAUCCCUACUCUCUGCUCUCUAAAUACAUGACGGAACAGGAUAAUCGAUUGUUGAGCAAUCCUCCUCCAUCCAGAAGAAAUAUACUGCCUGUUAAUAAUCUAUUAAUAUUUGAUAGCAGAUCUACUCGAAUGGAUAUUGGUGGUGAAGAAAGUGUAAUGAAUGUUGAUCGUAUGCAUGUAGAUCAACCUAUUAUAAGUGAUCUGGAUAGAAUAACAAGUAAUAAUUCCGAUAGUGGUAGUAGUAAUAUCAAUCAAAUUGCAAAUAAUCCUAUUCCAAAUACUAUUCAAAAUAAUCAUACUAGUAAUCAUAGUCUUGUUCCUACUAAUCCAAUCCAUAUUAAUAGUAAUCCUAUUCUUACAAAUAGUUCAAUUAAUAAUCAAGUUGUCACUAAUCUACACAACUCUUCAAAUAAUAACAAAUUGAGUUUCAUUUCAAAUCAUAAUAAUACUACUCUAAUUGCUAUGAAUAGUAAUGACAAUAUUCCAGCAUCUGCAUUACUCCACAAUUAUGAGUACAUGUUCGGAAAUGAUGGUAUAAGCAACCCAAACACCAACAAGCCAUUUCUAGUAGUUAGUACAAAAGAUAUGAUAAAGCUCUUAGACAGCUACAGUCAAUUGAUAGCACAUUAUGAUAUUAUGAAAAUGCAAAUUGACAGUGACUCUCAAUUAAUCAAUAGUUUCAAGAUAUUGGCCAGUGGUAGAAAAAUAAUUGAUACUUCUGUUGUUGCAGUACAAACAGUUAUCAUCCUUUUUGGACAAAAAGAGAAGGUUAUUACUAAGACUGAAUUGGCUAAUUUCAAAAAAAUCGUUCAUAUUAAUCAUGCUCUGGACAAGAUAGUCGAGUGGUUUGACCUUGAAGAAAGUAAUUUAAGCAAUCAUGAACAACAGUUAAAAACAUUUCUAAGUCAAUACCAUAAAGGUCUUGAAUUGAAUGAAAGUUCUUUGAGAAAUAGAAAUUCAAAGAAACCCCCUAAAAAGAAGAGAAAACAGGUACAAGACAGUAGUGGUGCAAGUAGUAGCAAUGAUCAAUGA